Molecule: messenger RNA, 1168 nt
Organism: Anarrhichthys ocellatus (wolf-eel)
Lineage: Eukaryota; Metazoa; Chordata; Actinopteri; Perciformes; Anarhichadidae
Gene: rrp15
Product: ribosomal RNA processing 15 homolog
Exons: 5
Coding region: 45-842 (265 amino acids)
Biological process (GO): maturation of LSU-rRNA; maturation of 5.8S rRNA
Cellular component (GO): preribosome, large subunit precursor
Source: RefSeq, a predicted model, not a curated record
ACGUGUUGUAGCUGGACUCUACGGACACGUUUCAUUGUAACUCCAUGAUGGCAGCGCUGAUGAAAACACAUGUGCAGUCUUCUGGAGAUGAUGCACAGCCUCAAAUUGGGGACCAGAGGGAUUCUGAAGGAGGGAGCAAUGAUGAAGAGUCAGACGAUGGAGCGAGUGAUGGAGGAGAUGGUGAUGAAGGGAGUAAUGGGGAGGAGGAUGAGGAGGGAGCUGGGGAAGGAGGGAGUAAUGGGGAGGAGGAGGAUGAGGAGGAGGGAGAUGGCAGUAACGCCAAUGCUGGGUGGGCUGAGGCCAUGGCGAAGAUCCUGGGAAAGAAAACCCCCGAGAGCAGAACCAGCAUCCUGGUGAAGAACAAAGAGCUGGACAAGAUGAAGGAGAGAGAGAGACAGGAGCAGCUGGAGAGAAGGAAGCAGGUUGACAAGAAGCGAGCAUGGGAGAUGAUGUGCAGAGAGAAAGCUGACGUAGUGAAGGACCGCGACACUGAAAGAGCUCUGCAGAGAGUUGCUACCAGAGGCGUGGUGCAGCUGUUCAACGCUGUGAGGAAACACCAGAAAACCAUCGAUAUCAAGGUGAAGGAAGUUGGUGGCUCAGAGAGGAAGAAGGCCAAGUUUCUUUCGUCCGUCUCCAAGAAAGACUUCAUCGAUGUGCUGAGAAGGACAGAGGGAGGCAGUGGAGCCAGCAGCAGGACUGAAGACACCGCUGCGGUGGCAGCAGCAGCAGAGGAGCGGUCCUCCUGGAGUGUCCUCUCAGAUGACUUCAUGAUGGGAGCCACCAUGAAAGACUGGGACAAAGACAGUGACCGAGAGGAGGAUGACACCGUCCGUACAGACUGAAUGGACUGUGUACAGCAGGCUGUGACGCCUUCAGAAACAUUCUGUGGAACAGAAACCCUGAACUGCAGAGAACAGCUGAACUUCAGGAAGUAUGGACCUGCUUAAAUCCAGUAGCAAGCCCGCCCCUUUGCCACUCUGUGAGACAAACCAUGUGGAAACAGGAUGACAGAUGUUGGCUCUGGGGGAACUUGGAGGAGCUCCUCCAUCAUAGUAUUGAAUUAUUGUAAACUCUGUAAAUAUGAAUGUUUUGAAUAAACAACCAAUUGAUGAAAGGCUGUCAGUGCUCUGUGGUGUCUCUGUCCAUGUGGGCCUUACAGUUUAGUGUC